Lachancea fermentati is the source of this 1008-nucleotide messenger RNA. NCBI's taxonomy places the organism in Eukaryota, Fungi, Ascomycota, Saccharomycetes, Saccharomycetales, Saccharomycetaceae. The record is from the annotation of a GenBank genome assembly.
AUGACAGUAAGCCAAAGCAUCGAAAGAAACAUAAUCGUACUACCUUCGCAAUGUGGUAAUGAUCUUACGAUUUUUGAAUUACCUCAUCCUUCCAACAACACUUCUAAAUCUCGUAUAAGGCUUUUCCUAUCAAAUGGUAAAACUUUUCAGCUGAAACGUCACACCUUCAGCAAAGGUUGCAAGUACAAUAAGGCGAAAGAUGUGACCACAGAUAGAUACCAUUACACUCACGAUCAGAAGCCACUGAAAUCGACUUUCCUCGUUAACGAAAAUCAAAGAGAAGACGGACUUGUUAUGGAGCAAGGCGACUUUGAAUUUUCAGCUAAAUACGAUUUGGCAUUCAGCCUAUGUGGAGCAUUCUAUCAUAAGAGUAUUACUAGUGAUGAAUCAGAAUACAUCAUCAAAAAUGACGUGACUAAAGGCAUUGGCGCUGAAGACAAAAAUUUCCUCACGGCAAGAGAUUUUCACGAUGCUCUAAUAGACAAUCACGAUAAAAACUGGUCUUAUGUGUCAAUAUCUGCCCUUGAGAAUGCUUUGGCUCAGAUAAGUGAGUCCAUUGAGGAGGCGGGCGAUCAAUAUCAUAAAAUAACUCCUCAGAAGAUCAAUAACUGGCUCGCAGCCAAAGUUCAUGGUAUAGUCAAUAAUUUUCCAUCUAGCAUACCGCUUCCCAAAAACUUACCCGAAGACGUUCUUUCCAAAGCCAAGGUCGUUUUCGCGUGCAAUCUCCUAGUUUCUAUGAUACCUCAAGCCGCAUAUAUACAUCUUUUGCAGUAUUCGAACGAUGAACUUGAUAUUGCAAAUGCAUUUGAGGUCUACCGAAACUACACUGAACUCACUCUAAGGAAAGAAAAGGAGCAAGAGAUCCUAGUGAAUGCAGCCAUGAAAGUUGGAAUGGCCCAUGACUCUGGAAAGAAGGUAGGAACCAAGAAAAUAGUCAAAAUCACAAAAAUCAAAAAGGUCGCCGUAAAAAAAGGGGCAAUAGAUGGAUUCUUUAAGCGGAAAACUUGA